UAUAUGGACAAUCGGACUUUAGGUGGACAUUCCCACAAGGCUGCAAGGAUCGCUCAGUAUGAUUGGGCAACACAGCGUAAGCGACUUGCAUAAAAUGCCCACCGCGAUGAUUCAACAUCAGUUUCACAGCUCGGCCUGUCCAGUCGUUGAUCAACCAGCCUGGCAUGACCGUUUAUCGAACCAAGGCUUCCACAAUAUGCCAUUUGUCAGGUGUAUCGUAAUUCUCUCGCUCUCUCAGACCCGGCUCGACGAAAACGAGUGACUACGAGGUCAGGACAUUCUCACCAUGUUUUCGGUAUGGCGAGUACGAACAUGAGCGUACAGUCUACAAUAGUUGUCCAACGGCGCCUGGCCCGAGAAGCACGGAGCAAAGAAGACGACUGGGCCGGCCUAUCCGAAAUCAGAGCGAGAAAGAGGAUCCAAAACCGACUUAAUCAGCGGUCGUACCGCCGUAGGCGUGCCGAGCAGCGCGAAGCACAGCGUGCGAGGAGAGGGUCACUUGCUCGCAUCAACCAGAAAACCCACCCAAUCACCGUUGCUCCUCGCCCAACACAAACCCAGACCCAGACCCAGACCCAGACUGUCGUGCGCGACUGUCCGCUUAUCUACGGGUUCUGCUUCUCCGAACCGAAAGCCUUGGUUCAUCGCCCUCCUGUUGAUACCAAACUCCUGAUUCCUACUCGGCGUCCCAAGCAAAUAGAUGCCCCCUUCGGAGGCUGCGCGACCAUCUUCCUCGACCAUGACGUCCGACGAGUUCACCAUUAUGCCUGCUCAGUCCUCUGGCCCAGCUUCGGACAUCAUAUCCUGUCGACGGACGAGACCCUAACGUCCGCAUUCUUCCGGCUCAGCAUGACCGACGAAUUGCUUCUGAAUACAUUCGUAUGGACAGCAGCGCUCGAAAUGUCGCUGCACGACUUGCCCCCAACGACGACACACAAGAACAACGCCGUGAUGCUAUCGUGUCAGACGAGAGCGAUUAAAAUGGUUCGUGAGCACAUCGACCAGGGCAGCGUCACGGAUGCGCUGAUCUUCGCUGUGCUGGCGCUUGCAAUCAGUGAUGCUGAACCAGUACCCGUGCUGCAGGAGGAGUCCGAGUACGGCGGCUUUGAUCCGCCUCUCCGCUCGCUGGGCUGGCUCGAGUACUUAUCCCGCUUGCGCUGGACACAGUCGCACAUGGAUGCGCUAGAACGUCUGGUUGAGGCGCGAGGGGGGUUGGAGAAGAUCGAAACGCCUGGCAUCGCGGAACAAAUCCAGUCAACCGACGUCUUGCACUCAAGUCUGUCAUUAUCGAGACCUACCUUUGCUCUUGGCUCUUUAUACCGCCACGUCCUAGAACACCAAGUCAAACUGGUACGGCCGCCACGGGAGCGUGCUGCAUGCUUCGAUGUCGUCGAUGACAACUUCAAGGACCUAUUGCUCGACAUGCGCAUGUAUUGUCGACUUUUGGAGAGAUCUGGCCUUGCCGCGGAUGAGAACAUUGCUACUUGGGAGACCAAUGUCUCCCGUAAUCUGAUACAAUUUCGGUUAUUGCUGCUGUCAAAGGCCGACGGCAUUGCCGAGUUGUGUCGCCUCGCUGCGCUUAUUUUCAGUUACGGCGCCAUAUACCCUCUUGCCCGUUCUGAGUCGUUGAAGCUGCUGGCUAGACAGCUGAAAACCGCUGUCAGCGAAACAAUGACAGUAAUGCAUGAGGCAACCGAGUUGAUGCUCUGGGUUUGCGUGAUAGGUGGCAUGGCCACCGCCGACACAGAGGACGAGUCAUACUUUGUGACCGUGCUCAAGCUGCUAUUCAGCCGAUUGGGAGUGGGCAGUUUUGCACAAUUGAAGGAAGUCUUGCAACGAUACAUAUGGCUGCCCAGUGCCUGCGACUCCGGCGCACUCGCUCUCGCGAAUCGAGUAGAGCCAGCCCGAUUUGGAGAUGGAGUCUGAGUCGAGACAACGGUCUUCUAGACCCCAAGUCCUUUGCACAGAAUGGCCACCUGUGGCUCUGUCAAGUCCCAGACUUUUGUUGACUCGCUGAUGGGGCUCACUGGGAGAGCAGAUUGUU
Molecule: messenger RNA, 2044 nt
Organism: Exophiala viscosa
Lineage: Eukaryota; Fungi; Ascomycota; Eurotiomycetes; Chaetothyriales; Herpotrichiellaceae
Exons: 2
Coding region: 298-1926 (542 amino acids)
Source: RefSeq, a predicted model, not a curated record